This is a messenger RNA of Colletotrichum abscissum, 471 nucleotides long. RefSeq lists its product as uncharacterized. The record is from RefSeq and is a predicted model, not a curated record. Lineage: Eukaryota; Fungi; Ascomycota; Sordariomycetes; Glomerellales; Glomerellaceae. The annotation marks the transcript as partial. The transcript has a single exon.
GUGGCCACAUCCCGGACGGAAGCCGAGAAGGCGGACAAGAUUACGGAAGAAACUUUAGGCCCAAGAACCGUGUUACUGAACCACCAAACGAGAACCCUGGCAUCGGCAGAAGAGCAAGAUGGGCAGGUCCUUUAUCCAACUGACGCGGUGCUGAGCAACAGUUGGUCCCAACCCGCCACCCCGCGAUAUGAAAAAGUCUUGGCACCUGCCCUUUGGGGUUACAUCGCGGCGUGCGAAUAUUCGAGCCAAGAUGUUGUGACCCGCGUCUUGGCCCUCGGGUGCAGCAGCAUCGAAAGUGCUUCUUCUAUGCCUCUCGCCUUCUUUUCCAACGGCAAACUACUUGCGGUAACACUCACCCGUUAUUGCAUGACCAAGGCUAGCAGAACAAUCAGGCUAGGCGAGCCCGGCUUUGCUGACAGAACUUGCUGGGCUCGAGUUCUGCUUAUCAGUUGCAUCAAUUGGGCCCGCUGA